Messenger RNA from Lodderomyces jiufengensis, 594 nucleotides. RefSeq lists its product as uncharacterized. The transcript has a single exon. Gene Ontology annotation, molecular function: translation release factor activity. The coding region runs from base 1 to 594 and encodes 197 amino acids. Gene Ontology annotation, cellular component: mitochondrial large ribosomal subunit. Gene Ontology annotation, biological process: mitochondrial translational termination. Lineage: Eukaryota; Fungi; Ascomycota; Pichiomycetes; Serinales; Debaryomycetaceae. The record is from RefSeq and is a predicted model, not a curated record.
AUGUUAUUAGAAAUUCUACGAUACAACCAAUUUACAUGGAAUAAACAGAAUGUUCAUAUAUUAAAUCACACACUACGGAGGCUUUCCAAUGCUAAUGACAAUAGCUUCACUAUCGAAGAAAUUCAAAAAUCAAAAGAUUGGCUUGAAAAUGCAACACCUUCAAUAAUACCCAAACAUCUAUUCAGUAUUACUUAUAGUCGAUCGUCAGGUCCUGGUGGGCAAAAAGUAAAUAAGACUUCCUCAAAAGCAACAAUCUCACUAGAGCCUGGAACUUGGCUAGACUCAUCAACUUGUUAUUGGAUUCCUUCACCAAUACUAUCUCAGUUGCAAAAUAAACCAAUUAGGUAUGAAACAAAACUGAAAGGAAUAUUAAUUCAGUGUGAUACAAGCAGAAGUAGAGACUUAAACACUGAGGAAUGCUUCAGUAGACUACUUGAGGAAAUCAAAUCGAAUACGUAUUUCGAGACUGAAGCAACAGAGGAAGAUAAGCUUAAAUGGGAAUUAUUGGAAGAAGAUUUCAAGGAACGUAAAAAGUUUAAUAAAAAGAAACAAUCUGACAAGAAACGUAAACGUUCUAAAAAAUUUGAUUUUUAA